GAUGACUGGCAGCGUUAGCAGGAGGAGGAGGAAGGAGGAGGCAGCGAGGUGAGGUGAUAAAAAGGGAUGGAGCAGGAAGCGAAGGCAGAUCCCCGAGACGACGAAGACGCUUUGGAAGUGACUGUGACAGACAUGCCUGAGCUCCAGGAGCCUGCCGGUGACGGUGAUCAAGCUGCAGCAGCGCCCCCUGCUGAGGUCGUCACGGGUGAGGACCCUCAGCUGUCCCAGCUGACCGGCCUGUUUGCGCUCAAGCCGGAGAGCGCCACCGCCGUUAAAGGUCAAGAUGUGACGUUUUUGGCCAAAGUGGACUCGUCCACCCUGAUGAGGAAGCCCACCAUGAAGUGGCUUAAGGGCAAGUGGCUCGACCUGGGCAGUAAAGCCGGCAAGCACCUGCAAUUCAAGGAGACCUACGACAGGAACACCAAGAUCUACACGUACGAGAUGCGUAUUGUCAAAGUGGUGGAUGGCGAUGCGGGCGGCUACCGUUGCGAGGUGACCUCCAAGGAUAAGUGUGACAGCUGCACCUUUGAAGUCUCCGUGCAGGCUGUGGAAGAGCAACGGGAUGACAACAUUUUGGAGGCCUUUAAGCGAUCGGGCGAUGCAGGCGAAGACGCCGGCGACCUGGACUUCAGCGCUCUGCUCAAAAAAAGGGAGAAGAAGCAGCAGCAGCUCCCCCGCGAGGAGCUGGACGUGUGGGAGAUCCUAAAGGCGGCCAAGCCCUGCGACUACGAAAAGAUCGCCUUCGAGUACGGCAUCACCGACCUACGCGGCAUGCUCAAGAGGCUGAAGAAGAUGAAGACGGUGGAGCCCAAGAAGAGCGACGCCUUCCUCAAGAAGCUGGAGUCCGCCUACUCGGUGGACAAGGGCCGCCGGAUCCAGCUGAGCGUGGAGGUGGCCGACCCCAACGCUCCCAUCAAGUGGCUCAAAAAUGGGCAGGAGAUCAAACCCUCGGCCAAGUACGUCUUUGAGUGCGUGGGCAACCGGCGCACGCUUACCAUCAACAAGUGCAACCUGUCGGACGACGCCGCCUACGAGUGCGUGGUGGGCGAAGACAAAUGCUUCACCGAGGUCUUCGUCAAAGAGCCCCCAGUGACCAUCACCAAGCUUCUGGAUGACGUCCACACGGUGGUGGGCGAGAAGGUGGAAUUUGAGGUGGAGGUCUCAGAGGAAGGGGCACACGUCAAAUGGAUGAAAGACGGCGUGGAGCUGACCAAAGAGAGCGCAGCUUCCAAGUACAGAUUCAAGAAGGAUGGCAAGAAGCACCUUUUGAUCAUCAACGAUGUAACCAAGGAGGACAUCGGCACCUAUUUUGCCAUGACCAAUGGCGGAGAGUCCAAGGCUGAGCUAGAAGUGGAAGAUAAAGAACUGCAAGUCCUGCAGAGCAUCGCCGACCUGACGGUGAAGGCCAGUGAGCAAGCCAUGUUCAAGUGCGAGGUGUCCGACGAGCAUGUGACGGGCAAGUGGUUCAAGGAUGGCGUGGAGGUGCAGCCCAGCGAGCGCAUCAAGAUGACUCACAUCGGAAGGACACACAAGCUGACGAUCAACGACGUGAAGCCCUCCGACGUGGGAGAUUAUACCUUCGUGCCCGAUGGCUACGCGCUCUCCCUGUCGGCCAAGCUCAACUUCCUGGAAAUCAAGAUUGACUAUGUUCCCAGGCAAGACCCGCCCAAGAUCCACUUGGACACCAGCGGGACGGGGAGCAAGAACACCAUCACGGUGGUGGCCGGGAACAAACUUCGCUUUGACGUGGAGAUCUCGGGCGAUCCGCCUCCCAUCGUGUGCUGGAUGAGAGGCGACAAGACGGUGAGCGAGGCGGAAGGGAGGGUCCGCGUGGAGACCAGGAAGACCUUGAGCAGCUUCGUCAUCCAGGGGGCGGAGAAGGAAGACGAAGGAUUCUACUCGCUCACCGUCACCAACCCCGCCGGAGAGGACAAGGCCGAGCUCUUCGUCAAGGUCGUGGACGUGCCCAACCCUCCUGAGAACGUGAAAUGCACAUCGGUGGGCGAGAACUGCGCCACCAUCAUCUGGGACCCUCCCGCCUUUGAUGGCGGAGUGCCCAUUAAAGGUUACCUGAUGGAGAGGAAGAAGAUCGGCUCCUCCAGGUGGACCAAACUCAACUUUGACGUGUACGAGUCCACCACUUACGAGGCCAAGAAGAUGAUCGAGGGUGUGCUUUACGAGAUGAGGGUCUUUGCCGUCAACGGUAUUGGCAUCUCGCAGCCCAGCUUCAACUCCAAGCCCUUCAUGCCCAUCGCCCCCACCAGUGAGCCCACUCGCCUCUCAGUGGAGGAUGUGACUGACUCCACCUGCGCUCUCCGGUGGCUUCCUCCUGAGAAAGUGGGACCGGGCGGCAUUGACGGUUACAUCAUCGAGUACUGCAAAGAAGGAAGUGACGAGUGGGUGGAGGCCAACAAGGAACCGGUGCAGAAGAACCAGUACCGGGUGAAAGAUCUGCCGGUGGGUGAGAAGAUGCUGUUCAGGGUGGUGGCCAUCAACAUCGCCGGGCGCAGCCCCCCCGCCACGCUCUCCCAGGCCGUCACUAUCAGAGAGAUCAUGGAACAUCCUAAGAUCCGCUUGCCGCGCCACCUUAGAACCCAACUGGUAAAGGUGGUCGGAGAGAAGGUCAACUUGGUCAUCCCCUUCCAGGGUAAACCUCGCCCAGUGGCCACCUGGCUCAAAGACGGCAAAGUCCUGGAGGACCGAAGCGUGGGUACGCGCUCCAGCGAGGUGGACUCCAUCCUCUUCAUUCGCUCGGCUGAGAGGCUCCACUCGGGCACGUACACACUGGCCGUGCAGAUCGAGAACAUGGAGGACCGUGCCGACAUCUGCAUCCAGGUGGUGGAAAAGCCGGGCCCCCCCUUGGAGGUACGUGUCAUUGACAUUUGGGGCUUCAACGCUUCGCUGGAGUGGAAGCCGCCCAAAGAUGAUGGCAACGCCGAGAUCAUCGGCUACACCAUUCAGAAGGCCGACAUGAAGACCAAGGAUUGGUUCACCGUGUACGAGCACAACCGGCGGCCUAACUGCACUGUGUCUGACCUGGUCAUGGGCAAUGAGUACUCCUUCCGAGUCUUCAGUGAAAACGUCUGUGGCCUGAGCGAGCAGCCCGGCGUCAGCAGCAACACGGCACUCAUCUGCAAGACGGGUUUGGAGUACAAGCCUCCGCCCUUCAAAGAGAGGGACCACAGCGCUUCCCCCAAAUUCACGGCGCCCCUGGUGGACCGGACUCUGGUGGCGGGCUACAGUGCGGCCAUCAGCUGUGCCGUCCGUGGCCACCCAAAGCCCAAGAUCAUCUGGAUGAAGAACAAGAUGAUCAUCGGUGAGGACCCGAAGUUCCUGAUGCAGAACAACCAAGGCGUGCUGACACUGAACAUCCGCAAGCCCAGCCUGUACGACGGCGGGCGCUACACUUGCAAGGCCGUCAACGCGCUCGGCGAGGACGAGGUGGAGUGCAAGCUGGAGGUCCGAGUGGUCAAGGAGAAAGAAGAAAUAAAGAAAUGAGAACGGACCCGAUUGGAUGACCAGAUGAGUAAAUAUAAUUUCACGUGCUGUCAACCGUUAGUGUCACAUCUUUGUGUGCGUAUAAAGUCCUUCAAGUACA
This is a messenger RNA of Syngnathus typhle (broad-nosed pipefish), 3598 nucleotides long. It is a transcript of the gene mybpc2a, whose product is annotated as myosin binding protein Ca. NCBI's taxonomy places the organism in Eukaryota, Metazoa, Chordata, Actinopteri, Syngnathiformes, Syngnathidae. The record is from RefSeq and is a predicted model, not a curated record. The coding region runs from base 67 to 3498 and encodes 1143 amino acids. Gene Ontology annotation, molecular function: protein binding. The transcript has 28 exons.